AAUGAUUUUUUUUCUUAAUUUUUUUCAAACUUCUUGUAUUGUAGCGUGAUUUACAAACUGGGUGUCUUGCUGGGGUUCCAGAGAUUUGGAUGGCGACUAAGUACAGAGACGAGGAAGGUUGGGUGAGCAAGGCAGCAAAGGAUAACUAUGAAAAGAUGAUGGAGAUACGUGACACUCUGCAGUCACAAUCAUCUACGAGCGCCUCUGCUUCGAGUACUAUCCUGAGAGAAGAGGAUGACAUUAUUCUUGUUGAGACGAUCUUUGGACGUCGUCGAGGCUAUCAGCCGGGCCUUGGUCGUAGGAUUCGCACGAGGGCGAAUUGUGAAGCGGCUGAUGUACCUCAACCAGCCCAACCACCUCCUACCGCACAAGACAUGCAAGAGGUGAGGGAGCGACUCCGAGCCAUAGAGGAGCACUUGGAUAGGAUUGGUGGAGUCUCAGGAUCUGGAUCUUCUCAGCAAGGUCAUGGUGCCGAUCCUACAACACCUAGUUAAAAAUAUUUAUAUUUAUGUAUUUUAAUUUUACUA
Messenger RNA from Humulus lupulus (European hop), 527 nucleotides. RefSeq lists its product as uncharacterized. The transcript is spliced from 2 exons. The record is from RefSeq and is a predicted model, not a curated record. The coding region runs from base 90 to 494 and encodes 134 amino acids. NCBI's taxonomy places the organism in Eukaryota, Viridiplantae, Streptophyta, Magnoliopsida, Rosales, Cannabaceae.